Molecule: messenger RNA, 3488 nt
Organism: Lonchura striata (white-rumped munia)
Lineage: Eukaryota; Metazoa; Chordata; Aves; Passeriformes; Estrildidae
Source: RefSeq, a predicted model, not a curated record
AUGGGGGCUCGGGCGGGGAGCGCGCGGCGGUCCCGCAGGGAGCAGGCCCGGCUGAGGGCUGGCCUGGUGGAGGAGGACACCGAGCCGUGGCAGAAGGACCCGCAGUUCUCCGGGCUGCGCCGGGUGGGAGGUGUGGAUUUGUCCUACAUCAAGGGGGACGAGAGCCGUGCCUGCGCCUCCCUGGUCGUGCUCAGCUACCCGGCUCUCGAGGUGCUGUACCAGGAUUGCCGCAUGGUGCCCGUCACCGCCCCGUACGUGGCCGGGUUCUUGGCCUUCCGAGAGGCCCCUGUGCUGGUGGAAGCUGUGCAGAGACUUCAGCAGGAGGAGCCCCAGCUCCAGCCUCAGGUGCUUCUCGUAGAUGGGAAUGGCCUGCUCCAUCCCAGAGGAUUUGGCAUAGCCUGUCACCUCGGAGUCCUGACAGACCUGCCAUGCAUCGGUGUGGCCAAGAACCUCCUGCACGUGGAUGGCUUGGCCAGGGAUGAGCUGCACAGGGAGCAGGUUCGUUCCCUGCAGAGGUCAGGAGAGGCAUUCCCACUGACAGGCACCUCGGGGAAGGUCCUGGGCAUGGUGCUGCGGAGCUGCAGCAACAGCUCCAAGCCCCUGUACGUGUCCGUGGGCCACCGGGUGAGCCUGGGCACGGCCGUGCGCCUGGUCAGGGCCUGCUGCCGCUUCCGCGUCCCGGAGCCCAUCCGGCAGGCUGACAUCAGGUCCAGGGAGUACCUUCGGAAGCAGCCCUGUGCUCCAGUGGAGGUGCUGGAGACUGUCCCUGCCAGCCCAGAGAGGUGUGACCUGAGAAAUACCUGCAGGGAGCUGGUUUUGGCCCCCAGGUCCUGGGGAGGGUCAGAGUCCCCCACUCUUACAUAAGCAGCAAAAAAGAGGCUGGAUCGGAGGAUUAGUCUGGUGCCAGAAGAAAGUGCAGAGCUUCUCCUCGCUGGGUCCUCUCCUGCACCAAGGCUGAGUCCUGCUGGAUGCAGGAGCCCAGUGCCACCCCGAGGGACAGCUGUGCCAGGCUGUGUCCCACAGGACAGCACCAGCCACUGCUCAGGGAGAGUCCAUGCAGUGAAUUUCUCAGGGUUCUUUUUCAAGUACUGUUAAAAUCUUUGUGUAAGCAAAGGCUGACGUGUAAGUGUGCAACACCUCACCGGAGUCCUUGUGCAGCUGCAGGGGCUGAUUUACAGAGAUGCUGAGGCAUUGCCACUGCAGAGCCAGCCUGUGACUCCCACCACACCUCUGUGGCACAGAGCCCUCCCUUCCCACUGUUUCUGGAGCAGCUUCCCCCUGUCCCUACAGCCUGGGCUCUCCCGUUCCCCUGCACAUCUCUGGGAGCAGCAGUCCCGCUGCCCAGCUCUUCUGGAAGAAGGAUCAUCUAAGGAAAAGGAUGGGAGGAACCAUCUCCCUCCCAGGAGCAUGGGGACGUCAUUCCUGGCACACAGAGCGCUCCAGGUGCCCAGAUCCCAGGCUGGAGAUCUGGCCCAGCCCCAGCUCGGCCUGAGGAGCCCAAAUCAUCCUCAACCUUCAUCCAGCCUGCAGGACCAAAGCUUCUCCCAAGGUUUGGGAUCCUGGAUGAGGUUGGCAGGUGGUUCCUGACUGUUCCUGAAGAGCAGCAGGAGCAGAACGUGCUCUGGGAGAUCUUGGUGUGGCUGUGUAAGGUUCCAGCCUGAAGAGGAAGAAGGAUGCUUUCCUGGGGGUGGGGAGGGGUGAUCAGGUCAGGCCCCCAUGGUUGUUUAACCUCAAUUUUGCAUACAUUUUAUUGUACAGCUUUUGUUCUUUUCUGCUCUGGGUGGGAAGGAGAAAACCCAGCCUGUUGUGCCUCUGUUGUGUUGGGGUCUGAGCUGUCCCUCCUGAACCUGCUGGGAAAAGGAGGAAGUGACAAAUUCUGCUCCCCUGGGCAGUUCUGGGGCUGGUCCUGACAGUGCUGGAGAAGGGGACAGGCACUGACAGGUCCUAAAGGGCAAAACUGCAGCUCCCAGGCCCCAUGCAGGAGCUGCUCUCCUGGGAACCCUCGGAGCUGCUUCACACCAGGGUUUGUCUGUGGGUGGACAGAGCCUGCAAGGGAAAACCACAGUGGAAGCUGCUCCUUUGAUCCUGAGCAGAUCCUGAGGGCUGCUGCCAGGCCAGGGGCAGAGGGAGCACUGGGCUGGUGCCUGGCACUGGCUGUGGCAGGGGACAGGGGACACGGGGACAGCCGUGUCCCCUCCCUGCACAGACACAGCCUCCUGUGCCAGGCUUGUCCUGCCCCGAGGGAGCAGGGACAGCCACAGCCAGCAGGGAUCAGUUCAUUCCUCAUUCCAGCCCCACACAAACCAGUGACUUCUCUGACCAUGGGGAGUGUCCUAAAGCCUGUCACAAAUUCAGGCACGAGUGACAGCGUGGGCAGGGGACAGCUCUUUCCUGCACCUCAUGGCCAGAACACCAUGGAAAUCCAUCUGGCUUUUCUGCUUACUUUGGCCUGUGCUAGGAGGUCACAGGGUCAUCCCUGGCUCCUCUCAAAUUCUGGGUGACACCACUCCCACUGCAGAGUCAGCCCAGGUGUGCUGAGUGAGGCUCCUCAUUGGGUUCAGCUGUGCUGGAGGAGCCUCUGUGGGGAGCAGGGGAACCUUCAGUGUGUGGGACUGUGACUUCUCCUGCCCCAGUGAGUGGCUGGCUUUACUCUCAUGUUGACUGUCUGUGGGUUUAGUCCCUGAUUUGUUGGUGAUUUUGGGGUCUUUUUGUGCUUCUGGUUGGUAUUUGACAAUAAGAGAUUUGGGCUGGGCUGGUCAGGAGAGGCUCUGCAGCUAAAGCUGUGAUUUGGGUGGAAGCUAGGGGAAUUGAGCCCAGCUCAGACAGGAAUAUGAGGCUGGGGCUCUUCAGGGGCUGUUGCUGGGUGCUCCUGCUGGGAUCUGGGUGUUUUGAUCCUCAGAGGGUCUGUGUGAUCAGCUGGGAGGGAUCCAGGGCUGGGGACACUGCUGUCCUUGGCUGGCCUGAGCACCCCCAGCUGCCUCUGCCUGGGGGAUGAGGGAAAAUCGGGUGGGGAAGAAAAAAAGAAAACAACAUAAAAAAUGGCUCUGCAUCACUUCCCCAGCUUCCCUCUGCGUGAGGCUCUGAACUCCUGUCCUUCCAAGUGCAGGUAAACUCAGAUGACUCUGGAUGAGGUCACCUGGGGAGACCUUAGGAGGGGGAUGGUGCUGCAGUGUCCUGGCAGCCCCCGGGCAGCCCUGCUGGAGCCGGGGCUCUGUGCUGCUGCCUUUGGGCUUUGCCUGUGCCUGGGAUGCUCUUCCAGCUGCCCACAUGCGAGUGCCUAAAGGAAGGGACUAAUCUCUGUGUUUGGUGUCUGCUUGUGGCUCUUUGGACACAAUAAGGGAUUAACUUGGUCUUUAUCUAAUUGGUUUAUAACCUUGGGAAGGGAAAAUCGCUUUGUAAUGCUUGAAGCCUCUUAACAGAAACUCAGAGACUGGAGCUUGAGUGUCCUUCGAAAUAAACUCAUACAUGGCUUGUCUUUUUUAACUCUC